This is a messenger RNA of Penicillium paradoxum, 2319 nucleotides long. RefSeq names its product ATP-dependent RNA helicase MAK5 (gene mak5). Lineage: Eukaryota; Fungi; Ascomycota; Eurotiomycetes; Eurotiales; Aspergillaceae. Gene Ontology annotation, cellular component: nucleolus. The record is from RefSeq and is a predicted model, not a curated record. The transcript is spliced from 3 exons. Bases 1 to 2319 code for a protein of 772 amino acids. Gene Ontology annotation, molecular function: ATP binding; RNA helicase activity; nucleic acid binding.
AUGGGCCAAAAGCGAGGACGCGAUCCCAAAGCCCAGGGGGCUGAGGCGAACAAACGCAAGAAGGCAGCGAAAUCCAACGGAGCCUCAAAUGAGGAUAAUCGCCCUAUCGCUAUUGAGGAACUUAACUGGAAAGAAGUUGCAAUGCCAGAUCGAAUGGAAGAUGCAGAAGGUUUCUUCGGACUGGAAGAGAUUGAGGGUGUGGAGAUUAUUAAACAGAGUGGUGGAGAGGUUCAGUUCAAGGCCAAGUCUGGCAAGCCUAGAAAGUCGAUUCUUAAAGCGCCAUCCGAGGAGGAUGGUGAGGAAUGGGCUGGGUUCAGCGACGAAGACUCGUCCGACAAAACUCCUGCCACCGAGGCGACUCCCGCUGCAACUGAAGUGAAGGAAGAUAAGAAGUCGAAGAAAGACAAGAAGAAGGAGCAAAACAAAGCUAAGAAAGAAGAACAAAAGUCCAAGGAACAAAAGCCCAAAGAGCAGAAGCCUAAGGAUUCCAAACCCGCUCAGGACAAGAGCAUCAAGGCCGGGUUAUCUUUCGCGGCUCUCGAUGAUGUUGAAGAAGAUGAUGGAGUGGACGUAUCAGCUUGGGACGGCCUCAACCUUUCACCUGAGACCUUCACAGCACUUUCCAAAAUGAAGUUCAGCUCUCCAUCGGCCAUUCAAAAGGCCAGUAUUCCGGCCAUUCUUGAUGGACACGAUGUCGUUGGAAAGGCAUCUACAGGUUCCGGUAAAACCCUGGCAUUCGGUAUUCCGAUCAUCGAACACUAUUUGGACAAGCGAGGCAGACAGGGAGAACAGUCUGACAAGUCCGACAAGACCAAGACUCCGAUUGCCUUGAUUCUAUCUCCUACCCGUGAGCUGGCGCACCAGCUAGGAAAGCAUCUUGGAGAGCUUAUCGCCAAUUCCCCGGAUACCAAUGCCCGUAUCGCUCUCGUGACUGGUGGUCUGUCCAUUCAGAAGCAGCAGAGACAGCUUGCCACAGCUGAUAUUGUUGUUGGAACCCCUGGCCGUGUGUGGGAGAUUCUCAGCACAGGAACGGGAUUGAUCCGCAAAAUGCAGAAGAUCCAGUUCCUGGUUGUUGACGAGGCGGACAGACUUCUGAGUGAAGGUCAUUUCAAGGAAGUUGAGGACAUCCUCGGUGCACUAGACAAAAAGCAAGCCGGAGAUAUUGCCGAUAUGGAUAAGGAAGAGGACGAGGAAGAAGAGCCAAGCCACAGACAGACUCUUGUCUUCUCGGCCACCUUCCACAAGGAUCUUCAGCAAAAAUUAGCAGGCAAAAGCCGCUGGACCAGUGGUGAUAUGUUGGACAACAAAGAGUCUAUGGAAUAUCUUCUCAAGAAGCUGAACUUCCGCGAAGAGAAGCCCAAGUUCAUUGAUGUGAACCCAGAGUCACAGAUGGCCGUAGGACUCAAGGAAGGAAUUGUUGAAUGUCCUGCUAUGGAAAAGGACCUCUAUCUCUACUCGGUCCUCCUUUACUACCCCAAGCAUCGCACAAUCGUGUUCACAAAUUCCAUCUCCGCCGUCCGCCGCAUCACUCAGCUUUUGCAAUCCCUUCAGCUCCCUGUGUUUGCACUCCACUCGAACAUGGCCCAAAAAGCCCGACUCCGUUCCAUCGAACGUUUCUCAUCUCCUACUGCCAACCCCAGCUCCAUCCUUGUCGCCACCGACGUCGCUGCUCGUGGUUUAGAUAUCAAGGGUAUUAACUGCGUCAUCCACUACCACGUUCCUCGCACAGCAGACGCCUAUGUCCACCGAUCCGGUCGUACUGCCCGUGCUGGUGAGUCCGGAAAGAGUAUUCUCAUCUGUGCCCCAGAAGAGGUUGUCGGCGUUGCCCGUCUCGCUGCGAAGAUCCACUCCAAAAAGGCUAAGAAGGCGGGCGAAUCCGACGCACCUAGCAAGAAACUUCCUCUCGAGUCUCUUGACAUUGAUCGCCGAGUGGUGGCUCGUCUCCGCCCCCGCAUGGGUCUCGCCAAGCGGAUCACCGACUCCACCAUCGCCAAAGAGAAGGUCAACACGGAGGACAACUGGCUUCGCGCUGCGGCCGAUGAUCUCGGUGUGGAGUACGACAGUGAUGAGUUCGAUCAGUCUAAGGGUAGAGGCCGUGGCCGUGGUGGUGGCCGCGAAAGGCGUGACAAGGAGGCUAGCGAGUUGAGCAAGAGCGAGAUGGCCAGCCUUCGUGCAGAGUUGAAACAGCAGCUCUCCCAACGAGUGAACAUCGGUGUCAGCGAGAAGUAUCUUACAGCCGGUCGCAUUGACAUCGAUGCCCUUCUUCGUGGAGAGGGCAACGAUGCAUUCCUGGGCCACCUUGACCCUUUGUCCUUCUAA